This is a messenger RNA of Quercus lobata, 618 nucleotides long. RefSeq names its product protein PLANT CADMIUM RESISTANCE 7-like. The record is from RefSeq and is a predicted model, not a curated record. NCBI's taxonomy places the organism in Eukaryota, Viridiplantae, Streptophyta, Magnoliopsida, Fagales, Fagaceae. Bases 1 to 618 code for a protein of 205 amino acids. The transcript is spliced from 4 exons.
AUGUAUCAAAAUGGGCUAAAUCAGCCAGAGACAUACCCACCACAAGGCCCGACUUACCAUCAAGGACCAGUAGCUGGUGCUACAAUGGGGGUGCCAAUGCAGCAGAAUCUAUACCAAAUGCAAGUGCAAGCUCAGGCAGGGACGCAGGGCUGGAAUUCUGGGCUUUUUGAUUGCAUGAAUGAUCCAACUAAUGCUCUGAUAACCGCUUGCGUCCCAUGUGUGACGUUCGGCGAGAUCACUGAGAUUGUUGACAAUGGCCAGACUACAUGUUCGACCAGUGGACUGUUGUACGGGUUGAUCGCCAUGUUCAUUGGAAUACCCUGCAUUAUGUCAUGCACAUAUCGUACAAAGUUAAGGGGCAGGUUUGGCCUCACUGAGUCCCCAGCGCCGGACUGGAUCACCCACUUCUUCUGCGAGCCUUGUGCACUAUGCCAAGAGUAUAGGGAACUCCAAGCCAGAGGCAUAGACCCUUCUCUAGGAUGGAUGGGAAACGUGACAUCGAAUCCAACUUACCAGCAGCAACAAGUUUCUAUGAUGCAUCCAAUGAAUCAAAAAAAUGAUGGGUUGAUUAGAAAUCAACUCAAACGAAUGGUUGUGAAUUGUGACGUGUGCCUUUGA